AGAGUCCUUCCUUUGGCUCUUGUUAAUCAUGUGGGUGCUUUUGAUUAUUCAAAAGAAUUUGAUAAGGCCUAUCAAAUAGAGGUUAAGAGAUUUAAUUUGGGUGAAGAGCAGACCCCACGAGUGGCUGCUGCUAAGGGCUGUCCCACAAGGCCAAGUGUGAACUGUGAAGUGGGUUGUAAUUGAAAUUGAAAUCAUUCUUGUGGCAUUCCUCUUAAGUUCUCUCCAUCCAUACACAUUCUAAAGCACGUGGUGAAUGAAUGAAUGAAUGAAUGAGGAAAAGGGAGGGAGAGAGCCUACAGAGGGGCCUGAUCGCUGACAGGAGGUAUAUAGGAAAUGAUAAUUAUUUUUGGUCUAACGGACCCAUCUGGAUGGUAUAGAGCACUGAGCAAUCAAUUGGGGAAUCUAUUAGGCCCCCUAGAGGCGGUAGAAGUAGUAGUAGAAUGGAAUCAAGUGGAGACCAUGGAAGACCACCACCACCACCCAAGUCAAGCAGCAGCAGCAGCACACAAAAACAACACCACCAACAUGAGUCGCCUGCAAUGGCCGCCUCCUCAUCCUAUGAGGGCAGAGGAGGGAUUCUAGUGCCCUUUGUAUCCACUUCUAGUAACCCCAAAUUAGACCCCCAUAAUAUGACUGUUGCAUCAUCAACUGCUGUGGGUGUGGAUGCAUCUCUGGCUAUGAGUAUGAGCAUGAGCAUGUCUUCUGCACCUCAGAGUACUACUACAAAGACUGAAUCUUCAAUCCUCACCACUUCUACACAGCAGGAUAGCGGAGCUCUUGACCCCAAUAAGAAGGCCCCUGCAAAGCGUUCAUCCACCAAGGACAGGCACACAAAAGUAGAUGGGAGGGGAAGAAGGAUACGUAUGCCUGCCACAUGUGCAGCUAGGGUGUUUCAGCUCACAAGGGAACUGGGCCACAAGUCUGAUGGGGAAACAAUAGAAUGGUUGCUACAUCACGCUGAGCCCGCCAUCAUAGCUGCCACAGGAACAGGGACAAUCCCAGCCAAUUUCUCAACUCUAAACGUGUCCCUACGUAGCUCAAACUCCAGUGUCUCUGCCUCACAUCAUACGAAGUCCCUGGGCUUCCAUGGGACCCUGGGGCUAGGACACAACAGCAUGGGGGACAUGAACAUGGCAGCUAGACUGGACCACCAACUACGUGCCAGGAAUGAAUGGGAGAGAGCUGAGGACAGGACAUCUAUGGAGCUUGCUGUGGCAGCCAAUAGAACAGCUGAAGAUAGAAGGCUGCAGAUUGGUGGAAGUGGUGGCGAUCAUCAUACUAUGAUGGGCUACCAUCAAGAGAACCUGAUCACAGACCCUUCAGAACAUCAACACCACAUGCAAGGAGGAGGAGGAUCAGAUAUAGGUGUUUCAGUUGGUGGAGGUGGUGGUGGUGAUUCUAGUGAUAACUAUUUGAGAAAGAGAUUCAGAGAGGAUCUGUUCAAGGAGGAUUCACCCGAGGCCCCUAAACCUCUGAGAGCAAGACAGGCACAUGAAAUUUCAAUUUCAAGCCCUUCAGGGAUUCCCCAGAGUAGACCGGUGCCUGCUGCUCCAGCUGCUGCUGCUGCCAUGUGGGCUAUGGCUCCUGCUGCAGGAUUGUCUACCAGCGGUCACAUGCCAGGGGGAUUUUGGAUGUUGCCCGUAACUGCUAGCUCAAGCAAUACACCAGGAGUUAUGGCUGGAGCACAAUCAGAACCCAUCUGGACCUUCCCUCCCACAGGCCCCAGUGGAGCUGCUGCUAUGUAUAGGAUGCCGGCUGGUGCCUCAAUUCACCUAGCAGGCACAACAGUUGGUUCAGGACCAACAGGUAUUAAUACCCUUCAAGCCCCUCUUCAUUUUAUGCCCAGAAUCAAUAUUUCAGGUGCAGGGAUGGGGUUGGAGUUUCAAGGUGGUCGCUUAGGUCACGUUCCUCUCGGUUCCAUGUUACUUCCACAACAGCAGCAGCAGCAGCAUCAAAGCUCCCAACAAUUGUCAGGAGCAGGGCUUGGUCUGGGAGGGGGCGAAACCCAUCUAGGUAUGCUUGCUGCCUUCAAUGCCUACAAUAAUAGGUCAAUGAACUCAGACCAUCCAUCCAUGGAUUCAGUUCAUCAGCAGCCGCAGCAACAAGGUGCAGAUAGUGGAGAUGACCACCAAACCAAUUCUCCGUAGACUACUUAACAGAGGGGAAACUUGAAAAAACUCAAGGUAGUCACUGAGUCGGUAUCAAUUUGGAUUUGAAUUUUAUUCGCUUCAUCAAACUUCACUUGAUGAUCUUUUCCAUAAUUCAGAGUUCUAAGCCCUCCAUCAGUAUUGGGUAUUGGAUUGUUUCUUUUCCCUCCAUAACCUUGAAAUUUGGGAUGGAUUCCAAGCUGUGCAUGAACUCCAGAAUUACAUGGAAGAUUGAAUAACAAGUCUGACUAUCAUCAACUUGUGGGGCUGGAUACCCACACUUUGAGUUUCCACAAUUAAAUUUUCAUUUUUUGAUGGAGGCAGGAGUGAUUAGCACUGUAAUUCAGUAUUCCUCAUUCAACUGGAGUUUUAACACAUCUUGCAGGUAAUCAGCAUCCUAUUUGUGUAGCCAUACAGUCACAGAAACAACCUGGAUUUCAUUUCCUUGGGACUUGUUUUUCUUUUUCUUAUUCUUCUUCACAAUAGACCCUCUCAGCUGACAGUGCUGCUUGAGUCAAUGCCAUUUCUUGGUCUAAAGCCGGACCACUGGGUACAGACUGUAUAGGAAUUUGUUUAACAGAGCAUUGUGUGUAGUAGUAUUCUUUGUUUGUAUGAGUAAUGAGAGUCAAUAAUUUGUUUGUGACAAUAAAAAGAUUGAACUUGACGGUGUAUUGAGUUUGUGUACGAGUACAGCAUUGAAGGCCAUCAUUCGGACUACAGUCCAGAGACUAUUUUUCAACUGUAACAAUCUUCUAUGAUACAUGAUGAUCAAAAUCUAGUUUUUCUUUUUGGUU
Cryptomeria japonica (Japanese cedar) is the source of this 2941-nucleotide messenger RNA. Its product is annotated as transcription factor TCP8. The transcript has a single exon. Gene Ontology annotation, molecular function: sequence-specific DNA binding; DNA-binding transcription factor activity. The coding region runs from base 441 to 2147 and encodes 568 amino acids. The record is from RefSeq and is a predicted model, not a curated record. Lineage: Eukaryota; Viridiplantae; Streptophyta; Pinopsida; Cupressales; Cupressaceae. Gene Ontology annotation, cellular component: nucleus.